Osmia bicornis bicornis is the source of this 4571-nucleotide messenger RNA. RefSeq names its product hexamerin-like (gene Hex70a). The transcript has 7 exons. The coding region runs from base 2382 to 4427 and encodes 681 amino acids. The record is from RefSeq and is a predicted model, not a curated record. NCBI's taxonomy places the organism in Eukaryota, Metazoa, Arthropoda, Insecta, Hymenoptera, Megachilidae.
ACCUCGUGCGUAGCCUGAGUAAUCUCCAAAUAUUUGAAUUUAUAAGAGGUACGAUUACUACAAACCUAGUAAUCAUACAGUAAUUGACUAAAUGAUAUCUCUCUAUAUUAUAAAUCGAAUGCACAUAUAAUUAUGUAAUUAUUAUGUAAUUAAUAUGCAAUUAAUCGUUAUCAAUAAUAUACGUAAAUAGUGAUUUGUCAUAUCUCGUCAUGAGAAAAAUUUAUCAAACAAUAACGAGCAAUAUAACUUUCGAGUAAAUAAUAAUCAGUUAUAUUUACUGCUUUCGUCAAUCACUACUCUCACAUUCAGAUUAUAAAAUUCAGUUGAAAAAUAUUAUUUUUGUUAUAAAUAUUGAUUCGUAAUAUUUUUUAAAAGGCACUGUUAGGUCUUCGCGAAAAAUUUCAGUUGAUUAAAUCGAUCGAAUUACACCCUAUCGAAGCUUGGUCCACGAGCCGAAGAUAAGAUUAUUACUUUCACCACCCUUGCAACCUUUCCCUAAAUCGAUCCCGAUACAUUAUCGCCGAUGUUUAUCUAAGUCCAAGCUAUUGGACCCACUAUAUAAACCGAACGGGACCAAGAUGAUUUGACUCAAUUACGGUUUAAUGAUGCUCGACAUUAUGAAGUCCGUUUUCUUGAUUUUUGCAAGAGUAGUAAUCUUCUCUUAUAAACUUUCAAAAUAUAUUUUUCAUUAUGGUGUCUGUUGGUUACGAAGCAGUGAACGGAGUUCACCCUGCUUCGUUCCGAGGAACGCCGAACUUCGAGGUGUUCUAUAACACCGUUGUAUGGGCUAGAUUCCACGUGAACGACCUGACACCAAGUUUAUCAAAUCGCCGCCCUUGUACGAGGUGCACCCACACUUCUUCUUCAACGAGGAUGCUACAACAUCGCCAUGGGUGACGUUGCUAGGGUGAAGAAAUCAGCGAUUGGAGGUGACUACUACGUAAUCCCAGCUAACUAUACUGAGCAGAGAAGACGUACCUGAACAAAAACUGACCUAUUUCACCGAAGAUGUUGGCUUAAACUACUUCUACUUCCUGGUCAAUCAUCAGAACCCACCUUUCGUGAACACCAUCACCACCACACUCCAUCCACUUUCACAAAUUUUGAUAUGCCAGAAGAGUUGUUUCAUGAUGCUUUUAAUUCAUCAAAUUAUAUUCAAACUUUCUAAUGUAUCGAAAUGCAAUGAUCUAAUACUGUUCUAAGUAAACGAUGACAAAUGAAAAAUCAUUGAAAUUAACAAGAUAUACAUUUGAUUAUCUCUAGGAGACGAUCAUUAAACGUUCGUUUCUAUUAGGAAAACAACAGCUGCUCGGAUAAGACGGCUUUAUUUCCGGCAUAAAUCAUGGAUAAUUAUCGUGAAAACAAUAGUAUCUUCAUGAAUUAUUGACAAAAUAUGAACUAAUAAGGGAAGGGAAAGCUAUGAUCUCAAGUGAGAGCAAGUGUUUUCUGGUGAUAAGAAAUAUCAAUGACUGAUAACGUGUUUUUUAUACGUUCCAUUAAUUUUAUAUUUGAAACAAAGUUGAAAUUUUAGGUAUUUAAGAAAUCUUGUCAUUCAAAAUAUUACAUAUUCAAACUUUCACCUAUUAUGUUCAAAGAUGUUUUUCUAAACUUUAUGUUUGGUAAUUGGUAAUGACUAAGAUUCAAUAUUGAAACCUGGAAUUAAAAUACAAUUAUUCUAUACUACAAUUGUAUAUGAAGUAUAGCAUAAGAAGUUGAUUUAAAAAUAAUGAAACGUUUAAAAUAUGAAGUGCCACAAUUGGCGCAACUGACCUAAUCAACAUACUUUAUCAGUUUCUUCAAACGACAGCUUGUCUGUGAAAUUAAUCACCGAGAAGCUUGAUAGAUAAUUUUCUAAUGAAUCAGUACUUAAGAAAUAAAAAAAUACAAAAUAAAUGUUAGGUCUCAAUAGAGAAAACAAAAUAAUUAUAAAAAUUUCAAAAUUUGCUCUUUGAUUAACCCAUUCGUACCAUCAUUAUUUCCUGGUCAUCAUAAAUGGCACAGGAAAAAAAAAAAACAGAAAUUGCACGUAAUUUAGUUUGACGAAUUCCUAAUUUGAUCACAAUGGAAAAUAUUAUCGACGAAACGUAGUAAUAUAAAAAUAUUAAUAAUAUCAGCAACAUUACCUAAUACCCAUGAACUAUUCAACCAAAAUUCAAUCUACAAAGCAACACGCUUGAAUCUCAUCCCGUCCAUACAAGUGUCAGAAUAAACGAAUAAACAAAACAUUAUUUUCAUAGUUAGUUAAAUAAUAAAGUUAUUCGAUAACGCUGAGGUCUUACUUAUAAAAGACACAAUUAAUGGAGGGGAUAACAGAGUAUAAAAGUAGCCGCGAGCGGAGCAUCCACGCUUUGGGACGCUAGAGUUUUGAACUUUGAAAAAUAAUGUUACUGUUGACACGGAUCUGGGUGCUAGGGUUGCUGGCCUUCAGUUUGGUCAGCGCAGAAUACUUCACCACCAAAACAGCCGACAAAGACUUCCUAUUGAAGCAAAAGAAGAUUUACAACUUACUUUAUCACAUCCCUCAACCCAAUGUGGUGAACGUUCAAUUGUACAAUGAGGGUCAAGCAUGGAACAUCGAGAACAGCAUUAGUUUGUACAGGAAUCAGGAUGCCGUGAAAGAAUUCAUGUACAUGUACAAAAAUGGAAUGCUUCCACGAGGAGAAAUGUUCUCGCCUUAUUAUCCAAAAUUGCUUAAAGAAAUGGUAGCUCUGUUCAGACUGUUCUAUUACGCGAACGAUUUCGAUACUUUCUACAACACAGCACUUUGGGCAAGAAUUUAUGUAAACGAGGGUCAAUUCUACUUUGCUCUUUGCAAUGCUGUAAUCAGAAGACCGGACACUAAAUACAUUCAAUUACCACCCCCAUAUGAAAUGUACCCAUAUGCGUACUUCAACUCUGAGGUGCUUGAAAAGGCACACCACGCCAAAGUUUUCGGUAAACUAGACUCGCAGAAAACUGGACCAUACGAAACGUACAUCAUUCCUGCCAACUAUUCCGGCUGGUACCUUAAUCGCGAAUACAACAUGGAGAACAAGUUGAACUAUUUCACAGAGGACAUAGGUCUGAACGCGUAUUACUUCUUCUUCCGUCAAGAAUGCCCAUUCUGGCUGAGCUCGAACGAAUUUGAUUUCUUACAAUACCGAGGAGAAGAAUACCUUUACGGGCACAAACAACUGUUGAACAGAUACUAUCUGGAAAGACUUUCCAAUGACCUGCCUAAAAUCGAAGACUUCGACUGGCAAAAACCAUUCUACGCUGGUUACUAUCCUACUAUGACAUAUCACAAUGGAAUGCCGUACCCACAGAGACCAGACUGGAGCAACUUCCCUGUCUACAAAUACAAAUAUAUUCAGGAUAUAAUGGACAUGGAAUCAAGAAUAACUGCAGCAAUUGAUUCUGGGUUUAUACUGAGAAACGACAGCAAGUGGUACAACAUAUACCAGGAGGAUGGUUUGAAUAUGCUUGGAAAUAUAAUCGAGGGUAACGGAGACUCUUACAACCGUGACUUCUAUGGCAGCAUCGAUACAUUGGGCAGAAAGAUCCUUGGUUACAAUUUGGAACCAGCCAGCCCCUAUCAAAUCUUCCCUAGCGCUCUGGAAACGUUCAGCAGCUCCAUGAGGGACCCUGCAUUCUACAGGCUUUACAAGAGAAUAUACCGCUAUUACUAUAGAUACAAAAUGCGUCAAGAACCAUAUACCAGAGACGAAAUUGUUUACCCAGAAUUGAAGAUUGAAUCGUUCGUUGUUGACAAAUUAACCACAUACUUCGAUCAAUAUGACACAUCCAUCAGCAAUGGUUUAUUAGUAGAAGAUCAAAGAGAAGCCGAAUCGUCGUUAAUAAAAAUUAGACAGUACCGUCUGAAUCACAAGCCAUUCAACUUCCACAUCGCGGUUAACUCUGAAAAACCAAUGAAAGCGGCGUUCAGAAUCUUCCUUGGACCCAAAUACGACUCGCACCACAAAUUAGCAGAAAUUCCAGACAGUCUGAAAUACUUCUACGAAAUCGACAACUGGAUCGUUGACUUGACCACCGGUCAGAACAAAAUCGGACGUAACAGUCAAGACUGCUUCUUCGUGAUGCCCGAUCAAGAACCAAGCGAAGUGUUGUACAAGAAAGUCCUGAAGGCUCUCGAUGGUGCGGAAUCAUUUACUUAUAACGAGAGAGUAUUUGGAUUCCCGGAAAGACUGUUGUUACCAAAGGGCAAAAAGGAAGGAAUGCCGUUCCAAUUCUUCUUAUACGUCAGCCCAGUGACUACAGAAGUACCAUAUACUUCCAGAAUAUGGGGCACUUACAAAUUUGACAAGAGACCAUUUGGUUUCCCUCUAGACAAGCCUCUUUAUGACUUCAAAUACGAUGGCCCUAAUAUGAUGUUCAAAAACAUUCUUAUUUAUCACAAGGACGAAUUUGAUAUGGGUCUUUCUUAUUAAAUACUUUUCUUCUUUCGCUUGUAUCUUGCACAUUUACUUCUAUGAUAUUGUAAUUUUAUAAUAAAUGCUACUUUUUCUAUCUCCCAAUAUGUUUCUGAAUUAUUAUCUUACCAUGUUCUCCUUUAAGCUUAUGUAUACAGAUUU